CACGUGACCACACUUGUGCUUGUUGUUUGAGGAGGCGUGUGUGUGUGUGUGUGCGUGUGUGUGAAUGUGAACAGCAGUCCAGUGAGCUUUUGUCGCUGCAGUGAUGAAGAGAAGGUUCUUCCAGAAUGCUAGCAUGCUAGUGGCCGAGCCAUCUGACCUUCCGUGAGGAGGUGCCACAUCUCCGCUGUGCCACUGACCCCGCGGCAUCAUGGGACGGACGCACACCUGAAUGACUCAGGAGACGUCACGUGACGCUUGUAACCAAUCGGUUUCCAUGUUACUCAAUCAUACAUAAGAUGCAAACGUUAGGAUGCCAACCCUGUGUUUUGGGUACACCACUUAAACUUUAGCCAAUAAAUAAUAUAACACUAUUUGGACUGUUUCAUUAUUUGGCACCAGCCUUCUCACUAUUGGACACACCUGUCUCACAAUUUGGCAGCACCUGUCAUUAUUUAACACAUAACCUUCAAGAGUUAACACAGACCGCUUCAGUAUUGGACAAGCCUGUCUCACUGUUUGGCGCCGCCUUUCACACUAUUUGGAACGAGCCGUUUCCUUGUUGGACUCAUCAUAUUUGGACACACCUGAUUCACGACAUGGCACCAGCUAUCUCACCGUUUGGCACACCUGUCUCAGUAUUUGGCAUGUGUGUCUCUGCUUUGUUCAGCACUCAAACAUGCGGCGACACGUGUUGAAGGCGGAACCGGCGGCCGAGAGGAAACUUGAAAAACCAGAGUGUGGGGAGGUGGUGGAUCAGCUGACAGGAAGAGAGCAGGAAGCCAACAGGAAGUGUUCAGAGGUGUGAUGGCGUUAUGAGCAGCCCCAGUCUUCUGCGCGGUCGCCGCUUCUUCUGCCGGGAAUGGGCGCUGGACAAACUCCGGCGCUGCCUGGAUGCCCGCCACACGGCGGGGCAUCCGGCAGGGGUCCUGGUGACGGGUGGCGCGGGCGCCGGUAAGACGGCCCUGUGCACCGAGGUAGUGUGGCCCGACUCCGAGGCCGGGCAGGCGUGCGGGUUGGCGUUACGGUGCCUGGCCUGGCACUUCUGCCGGCGGGAGGAGCCUGCUAGCGGCCUGGCAUGGCGCUUCGUCCUGGCCCUGGCAGAGCAGCUGAGGGCGUCGUCGCUGCUGCCUCCCGAGUACGCCACCAACCUAUGCCGCCGCCCGCCCCCAGAUCUGCUCUGCUGCCAGACAGACCCGCACCUCGCCUUUCAGAGAUAUGUCCUGGAGCCCCUGCUGGACCUGCCCGCACCCCCUCAGACCAUGAUAUUGCUGGUGGACUCUCUAGAUGUGGGCUACCAGGGGACCCCAGGGGGUACCAGAAAGAGCCAGUCCAUCGCAGAGCUACUGGCGGCCCACCAGAAUCUGCUGCCCACCUGGAUCCUCCUAGUCUGCUCGGUCCGGCGCCACAACAAGAGCGUGACCAAGAUGUUCUCAGGUUUUCGUAAACUCUGCCUGGACGACCUGCGUCGGCCGGACCCGGUCCACGAUGUGCAGCGGUACAUCCUGAAGCGUUUGGACCGGGAUGUGGCGCUUCGGCGUCAGAUCACCCCGGACACGGCAGACAUGUUGAAUCUGCUCCACAUCAAGAGCGGUGGCUGCUUCCUGUUCUUGGAGCGAGUCCUGGACGGCGUGGCCACCUCCCUCGUGGGUCUCCGCGAGAUCCGGGACAUUCCGGGGACCCUGAACGGUCUCUACCUAUGGUUGUGCCAAAGACUCUUCCCUCGGAGACUCUUCAGCUACGUCAAGCCUCUCCUUAACGUCAUCUUGGUGGCCCCGGCCCCCCUCACGCCUAAGGAUCUGUUCACGGCACUCUGGACCCACGACAAACUACUCAGCAUCCAGGAGUUCCAGAACAAGCUGCGGACACUGGCGCCUCUCCUGGUGGACGGUCCCGGGGGUAGCAAACAGCUUUUCCACGGCAGCUUUGCCGAGUGGCUAACGGACGUGAAGUACUGUACUCAGAAGUACUUGUGCAGCCAGGCAGAGGGGCACAGCAUGCUGGCCAUGGCUCUGACAUUAAGGGGGCCCUUGCUGAACUCUGAGGAGGUCGUCCAGCUGGGGACGCAUUUAGUCUGCUCCGAUCACCAUCAGGACCAGCCUUGGAUUCUGGCCCUGUGGAUAAUCUGGGCUGACGUACCCGCCCGGACAUGGACCGGCAGCAGCUCCCUGGCCACGAUGGUAACCCACGCGCCUGUCUCGACCCACCAGAAAGUAUUUGAGCUCUUCAAGAUGAGCGGACUUGUUUCUGUUGACCCAAGUCUCGGAGUGCAGUGUACAGGUGGAGUGGCGAACAAUGAACUCUUUAAAGUCUGUGCAUCUGUGAACCGGUUGAGUUCCACAGACGCGCCGACCUUGCUUGUCAGCGCAGCCCUUGAGGGGUCCGUAAACCUGGUCCGUCUGCUCCUGACUCGUGGAUCUGAGCCACUCCUCAGUGACCACCAGGGUCAAACCCCGCUCACUUUAGCCUGCAGACAGGGUCACUUAGACGUGCUGAAGGUUCUGCUGGACUGGGUACGGACCCAGGACAUGCGGACUGCCGCCAGGAUGCUGGAGCAUGCCGACAACGAUGGAUGGACUGCGCUACGGUCUGCGGCCUGGGGGGGGCACAGCGAGGCAGUCAGGCUCCUGCUGGACGCGGGGGCAAACGUGGACGGGUGUGAUGCGGAGGGCCGCACUGCCCUCAGGGCCGCGGCCUGGGGGGGUCACGAGGAGACGGUCCUCAUCCUGCUGGACUACAGGGCUCAAGUGGACAAGGCUGACUGCAAAGGCCGCACCCCCCUGAUUGCUUCCGCCUACAUGGGACACCACGAGGUGGUAGAGGUGCUGCUGGACCACAGGGCCCAAGUGGACUUGGCUGAUGGGGAUGGGCGCACGGCUCUGUCGGUCGCGGCCCUCUGUGUCCCCACAGCAGCUGGACAGCAAGGUUAUGGCGAGGUCGUAUGUCUUUUACUAGACCGAGGUGCUGAUCCAAGACAUAGAGACCAUGACGGAAUGACCCCGCUGCUCCUUGCGGCCUAUGAGGGCCAUGACGACAUGGUUGAGCUUCUGCUGGAUGCUGGCGCCGAUGUAGACGAGACUGCAGGCCCUGUAUGGGACGAGCCCGCUGCGGCAGCGGUGACCCCCCUUCUGGCCGCCGCCGCCAUGGGCCAUAUGAAGGCCGUGUCGCGGCUUCUCUUCUGGGGGGCUGCCGUGGACGCCAUCGACGAUGAAGGCAGGACGGCGCUCAGCCUGGCAGCUGCCCGGGGGAGCGCCGAGGUGGUACGCGCACUCCUAGAACGGGGUCUGGAUGAGAACCACAAGGAUGACCUGGGCUGGACCCCUUUGCAUGCCGCGGCCUGCGAAGGCCACCGGGCGGUCUGCGCUGCGUUAACAGAGAGAGGUAGUACAGCACGGGUCGGCGAGAUGGAUGUUGAAGGUCGUACGGCACUGAUUCUGGCAGCCCAGGAAGGACACGUUGGCGCCGCCCGAUUAUUGCUGGACCGCCGCUCACCCAUUGACCACAGGGCCUAUGACGGACACUCGGCCUUGAGCGCUGCCCUUCUGGAGGGGCACGGCGAGGUGGCUGAGCUCCUGAUGCGACGAGGGGCCGACACAGACGUCCGUGAUGCGGAGGGGCGACCGUUACUCUAUCUCCUGGUGUUGGAGGGGCGGAUCCACAUGGCGAAGCUCCUCAUAGAGAAAGGGGGGGCGCCUCUAGAAUCGCGAGAUUCCGAGGGCCGGACUGCCUUGCAUGUGGCCUCCUGGCAGGGAGAUGUGGACGUGGUGGACUUGCUCUUGAAGCACGGGGCCAACCCCAAUGCUAAGGACACAGAAGGAAGACCGCCCUUGCAUUCUGUGGCCUGGACGGGGAACGGCAAUGUGGGGCGCCGUCUCCUGUCAGUGAGUGCCGUCAAUAUAGACCUCAGUUGCCACCAGGGGGCGACGGCUCUGAGCAUUGCCUCCCAGCAGGGACAUGCUGACGUGGUCUCCAUGCUCCUGGAGUCUGGCGCCAACCCUGACCAUGUGGACAAAUAUGGCCGGAAUCCCAUGAAAGUGGCGGGGAGGCACGGGCAUGCCAGGGUGGUCCAGCUCCUGGAGAGCUAUGGGGCCAAGUCGUACCAGGGUCUGGUGCCCAGAGGCAGCACGGUUUCUCCCACCAACAAGAUGUCCUUGAAUAUUUACAGAGCUGAAACUGUGACCUCCUCAUCCUCACCGUCUUCUGGAGGAUCCACCACGGAGCCUUUUCACUCCACCAACAGCUCCCAGACGUCAUCCACCGGGCGCUCCUUGGCCACCCUGCAGACUGUCCCGGCCGACAACCUCAGCUUCAUCCAGCAGAUCCAGCAGCACUCGUUACCCCGAAGCCGGAGCCGCCCUUCAACCUUGCCCCCACCACCCGGGGGAUUGGGAAGCAACCGUCACCAUCCCCCGAAAGGCAGCCCCUCACCGACCCUUUGCACUGUCACCGCUGUUGUCCACAACUGUGAGUUGCCUCCAAAAACAUUGUCUCGUGGAAUGGACUAUCAGGACAAAAUGAACCUAAAGAACUUGGAGAGAGUAGACGUGGAACUCAGGACUACUAAAACUGCCCAAGGCCCCACGUCUAGUAUACAGGGCCCCCACUACAGAGAAGCUUGGGACCCUCCACCCAAGCACAAUGCUGGACCGCCCUCGGGUGCCUUGGAAGUCUUCAUGCAAACCUCAGACCCCCAGCUCAACCUGAAACAGGCCAUCAAGCUGCAGUUUGAGGGUCCCACCAGAACUUUUUUUUACAAGAGAGAGACCCCCCUGUGACCGCCUCCCCCAAUGCCUCUUCACAUGGACUGGACUAUCGGGACAAAAUGAAUAGACAACUUCGAGAGAGGACUCUGGACUACGCCAUGGUGGGAUGGUCCGACGACAGGUCCCAAGACUCCCCAAAGCUCACCGCCAAGGAUACAGCCCCCCCAAAACACAGGGAAACUUGGGACCCUGCGUUCAAGCAUGACACUGCUGCUCACUUUAGCCCUGUGGCGCCUUCUCAUGCCUUGCAGGCCAUCUCCAUGCAAAUCUUGGACCCACAGCUCAACUUGAAGCCUUUCAAGCUGCAGUUUGAGGGUCCCAUGCUCAUGCUAACAGUAACACUUUUGGUCUGCAAAUGAACACUGGUGUCAGAAAAGUUAAUCUACCUUAAGAAAACAACAAUUACUUGAACACUUAGAUUCUUUUGUGAUACUUGUAGUAGCUUGUGAGCAGGGCUCACACACAUGCACACAUACACACAAAUAGGGCCUUAUUUAUGAAUAUAAUAAUGACAUUUGGGUCCAAGGACGUGUUCAUUAAAAAAAAAAAUUCAUAAGA
Molecule: messenger RNA, 5318 nt
Organism: Phyllopteryx taeniolatus (common seadragon)
Lineage: Eukaryota; Metazoa; Chordata; Actinopteri; Syngnathiformes; Syngnathidae
Gene: ankrd50l
Product: ankyrin repeat domain 50-like
Exons: 5
Coding region: 813-4772 (1319 amino acids)
Biological process (GO): protein localization to ciliary inversin compartment
Cellular component (GO): ciliary inversin compartment
Molecular function (GO): protein binding
Source: RefSeq, a predicted model, not a curated record